Trypanosoma brucei brucei TREU927 is the source of this 1686-nucleotide messenger RNA. RefSeq lists its product as hypothetical. The transcript has a single exon. NCBI's taxonomy places the organism in Eukaryota, Euglenozoa, Kinetoplastea, Trypanosomatida, Trypanosomatidae. Gene Ontology annotation, molecular function: zinc ion binding. The record is from RefSeq and is a predicted model, not a curated record. Bases 1 to 1686 code for a protein of 561 amino acids.
AUGACGGAGGUUCCGGGGAUACCAGUCACUAUUACCUGCGGGAUAUGUUUUGGAAUUCUUCACGAUCCCGUCACGCUCAGCUGCAAACACAGCUUUUGCGCAUCUUGUGUGCUAGGGAGGUUGGAAUGCUUGGAAGGUAGAGAUUUCAUUUGCCUUCUUUGUAGCACCAAACAGGAGCACAUUAACAAUGAAACAUUACCGAAAUUAGUGGACAAUGAACUUAGGGCUUACGUUAAGGCGAGAGUUGAGGGCCUCGCCCAGCAACCGGUUUGCCAAUGGUGCCAAGAGGUUGCUGCUGCGAUACAAUGUGAUGAAUGUGCAGGCGCUUAUUGCAUGGAUUGCAACACUGCUGUGCACAAAAACGCCACGAAGCGCCACCAUACAUUUUUCCCACUUGAUGACGCUCAAGAAACACGAAAGCUUUAUAGAUGCUGCGGCGUUCAAGGCCAUGAAGAGUAUCGAUUAGAGUUUUACUGCAAGGUUUGUGAAAGUCUUUGCUGCGCAUAUUGUUUGCUCACCGGCCCUCAUAACGGUCAUGAAAGCAUUAGCGUACCAGAGGCGGCUGCCAUAUUUAGGAAUAGAGCUCCCGGUGAGAUUACCCUCAUGACAGACAAGAAGGAGAGAUUAGAAAAGAAGGUGAAUCAGUUAAAUGUCGUGACGACAAGAUACUUUGACUCCUUAGAGGAGGUUAAGAAAUCAAUAAAAGAACGCUUUAGCCAACUACAGAUGAUGGUGUCACAACGUGAAAAGGAGCUUCUUGAAGCCCUCGGGUCGUUGUGCGAUACCGGCCAUGCCUCCUUAAAUCAAUGUAGGGGAAGGGUGUUGGCAAAAGCAAAUGCUAUUAAUGAGUCGGUUGUUCUACUGCAACACAUGAAACGCGGUUGUUCAGAUUAUAAGAUAUUAGAGAAUCGAUCAUAUCUUUCGUACCACCUCAGUGAAGAAACUCCGGAUGUAGAAGGGCUUGGUUUUAAGUUUUUUGAGGUUGGUGAUUUUGGUUUACCUCAAUUUAAAUUAUUUCUAGAUUUGAGGUCGGAAGAACAUUCCAAAAACGGCAUUAGAAGGGACACAAACCUCAGGAGAUGUAUUCCACAUUCACAAGUGGAUGACGAUUCCCGACCACAAUCGGGAAAAGUGUUGAAUGUUUGCGCACAAGACGGUAGCAUGAUACCACUGCGAACAGGUAGACGCUUCACAUUAACGGAGCGUGAAGGCAUUGACUUGAAGGUGUUGAACAGUGUCGUUCAUGUAACUGCUCAGCCCAAUGAAGCCGAUAGUUUAAAGCAAAUUGGUAUCCGUACUGAACAAACUGUGGAGGAAAUUGCGCGCUUGUUUCCUGAGGAGCGUGGGCGUGUGACGUGGCGUGUCCAGCUCGGAAAGGGGUUUGACAAAUCAUUUGUCGGUGUGGUUGAAAGGACAGACACUUCCCUUGUUCCAGGAGGGUUCUACUGGAAACCCACAAAACUCGGUGUUGUUGAUGGAGGCAUUGGUAGAAUUGGUCAAUCCUUCAAGGAAUUACCUGUGUGUUGUAUCGGUGACGUUUUGACCUUCACAUAUAGCGUAGAUGAAGGUUCACUCGGCAUUAAUGUAAAUGGAAAGUACUACGGAAAUCUGGUUACUAGCCUUCAUCCGCGAAUAUCUCCCUGUUUCAUCCUCUACCCCAAGGAAUCCUUGAUUGUGUCGUGCUGA